This is a messenger RNA of Fibroporia radiculosa, 2718 nucleotides long. RefSeq lists its product as uncharacterized. Gene Ontology annotation, cellular component: catalytic step 2 spliceosome; U4/U6 x U5 tri-snRNP complex. Gene Ontology annotation, molecular function: protein binding. Lineage: Eukaryota; Fungi; Basidiomycota; Agaricomycetes; Polyporales; Fibroporiaceae. The record is from RefSeq and is a predicted model, not a curated record. The coding region runs from base 1 to 2718 and encodes 905 amino acids. The transcript has 12 exons. Gene Ontology annotation, biological process: mRNA splicing, via spliceosome; spliceosomal tri-snRNP complex assembly.
AUGGCGGCAAAUAAGGCAAACAAGCUUGCCUUUCUGUCUAUGCCCGCACCGGCUUCCUAUGUCGCCGCCCGAGAGGGUCCAUCUGCGGAGAUAGUUGCAGAGGCUCAGGCGCGAAGAGGCGAGGAGGCUGAAGUCGAUCCUGAUCAGUUCCAGGACCCAGACAAUGAAUAUGGUCUCUUUGCUGGUACGACAUAUGAGGCCGAUGAUGAAGAGGCGGACAAAAUUUACGAGCAGGUUGAUAUGAAUAUGGAUGCACGGAGGAGGGCGCGCAGGGAGGCACUCGAGAACGAGGAGCUAGCAAAGCACCGUGCUGAACGCCCAAAGAUCCAGCAGCAAUUCGCGGAUCUGAAGCGUGGACUUGCCGUGGUCACCGAUGAAGAAUGGGAGAACAUUCCAGAGGUGGGCAAUCUCACGCGCAAAAAGCGUAAAAGGGACGAGAGGUCAUUCGUUGUGCCCGACAGCGUCAUGGUCGGAGAUAGGUCUAAGACCGAAUAUGAAAACUCGUUAGACGCGAGACAACAAGCGACCAAUGGCUUCGAGACACCCGCUGAUAGUGGUACUCUCACCAACUUCGUCGAAAUGGGUCAGGCCCGUGAUAAGAUUCUAUCUCUGAAGCUGGAUCAGGUUUCUGGGACGUCCACCACUUCCGGACUAUCCACAUCAAUUGACCCUAAGGGUUAUCUGACAUCACUAGACAGCGUUGUCUUGAAGACUGAUGCGGAAAUUGGCGACAUCAAGCGGGCACGAAUGCUUUUUGACUCGCUUGUCAAGUCAAAUCCGAAGCAUGCACCAGGGUGGAUAGCUGCUGCGUGCCUCGAAGAGCAUGCGGGUAGAAUGGUAGCGGCUCGCAAGCUCAUCAAAGCAGGCUGCGAGCAAUGUCCGAAGAGCGAUGACGUUUGGUUGGAGGCGGCUCGAUUACAUAAUAACGAUGAUGCCAAGGUAAUUUUGGCGAAUGCUGUGCAGCAUGUUGGCCAGAGUGUCAAGAUCUGGCUCGCUGCCGCCGAUCUGGAGCAUGAUAACAAAGCAAAGAAGCGGGUCCUCCGAAAAUCUCUUGAGCACAUUCCAAAUUCAGUACGCUUAUGGAAAGAAACAGUCAAUCUCGAGUCAAAUCCCGUCGAUGCACGUAUUCUCCUUUCACGCGCAGUGGAGGUCAUCCCUCUUUCCGUUGAACUUUGGCUUGCUCUUGCACGACUCGAGACACCAGAUAAAGCCAAAGCAGUCCUUAACAAAGCUCGCAAGGCGGUGCCUACUAGUCACGAGAUUUGGAUUGCGGCAGGUAGGUUGCUUGAACAGGAGGCAUAUGUACCUGGAAAGAAUGAGGAGCAGCGUACCAAGGAGCUAGAUGUAGUGGAUAAGACUAUCGAGGCCGGUGUUCGCCAACUUCGUCAUCACCAAGUGCUUCUUACUCGUGAGCAGUGGCUCAAAGAGGCCGAGCGCUGCGAGAGCGAGGGUUCCCCUAGGACAUGCGAAGCUAUCAUUAAAGCGACGGUGGCGAUGGAUAUCGAGGAGGAGGAUAGGCUGGACACCUGGAUGGGCGAUGCUGAGAGUGCUGAAGUUAGGGGACAUAUCGGGACCGCCAGAGCUAUACUAGCAUAUGCCCUUAAAGUCUUCCCAGAUAAGCGGGCAAUAUGGAGGAAGGCUGCCGAUUUGGAAAAGGCGCACGGCACCAGGGAAUCCCUCGACGCUAUUCUCGAGCGUGCUGUGCAUCACUGUCCACAAGCGGAAGUUUUGUGGCUAAUGUGGGCAAAAGAAAAAUGGCUUGCUGGCGAUGUUCCUGCCGCUCGUGAAGUACUUGAGCGAGCGUUCAUCGCGAAUCCGGAGAGUGAACAAAUCUGGCUUGCUGCCGUCAAGAUCGAGGCAGAGAACGGCGAGUUGGGUGUCGCGCGUGAGCUAUUAGUCCGUGCGCGAACAGUCGCUGACACUCAAAGGAUUUGGAUGAAGUCCGCCGUUUUUGAACGGCAACAGGACCAGCUCGACUCGGCGCUCGAGACUCUUGCGACUGCCAUCAAGAAAUAUCCCAAGUUUGCUAAGCUGUACAUGAUACAGGGCCAAAUUCACCAAGACAGGAAAGAUUAUCCCGCUGCUCGUGCGUCUUUCGCGGCUGGCAUCAAGGCGUCCCCGAAAGAGGCCACGUUGUGGAUUCUUGCCAGUAGGCUUGAGGAGGCAGACGGUAGGAGCAUCAAGGCCCGGGCGCUUCUGGAUAAGGCGCGGCUUGCGAAUCCGGGGAGCGAUGUCCUGUGGGCUGAAGCGGUUGGCGUCGAGGAGCGCAGCGGUGGCGCUACUCAGGCGAAGACGGUGCUUGCGCGAGGCCUGCAAGAAUGCCAAACAUCCGGCCUAUUGUGGUCGAUGACUAUAUGGGCGGAGUCGCGACCGACCAGGAAGUCGCGCUCAGCAGAUGCACUGCGGAAAGCGGCGGACGAUCCACUUGUGCUGUGUACUGUCGCACGGCUGUUCUGGGCCGAGCGCAAGAUCGAGAAGGCGCGGCAGUGGUUUGAUCGGUCUAUCGCUGCGAACCCGGACUUGGGCGACAACUGGGGCUGGUGGCUUAAAUUCGAGCGGCAGCAUGGAAACUUGGAGCAGCAGGAGGACGUCGUCAAGAAGUGUAUUGCCGUAGAGCCACAUCAUGGAGCGACGUGGCAGUCUGUAGCGAAAGAUGUACAGAAUUAUCGGAAGAGCGUACAGGAAGUCCUUGAGCUUGUUGUGAAUUUAUUGCACUAG